AUGUCGUCGAGUCAACAGAUUUCAAAACCUCCAAACAACCCGCGAUCAUUGAAAAGUGUGUCAGAAGUUCCAAGUGAUGCUUCACUUGCAAGGUUGAUGAAGCCUCCAAGUUCAAAUAUAAUAAGUGUUCCGGCACAGUCUGGAUGCAGUACCCUGCAAAGUGGUGGCUACAGAAACAAAGUUGCCUUGAAACCGGGCCACAGUGCCAUGGACUGGUCGUCUUUGUCUAUCUCGAAGGGAAGGACUGGUGCGCUGGUGACAGGAAUCGACAAGCUGAUUUCCGAUCCCGAAAUUUGCAAGAUCAACAAUCCACAGGUAUUGAUGGCUCUAAAGCAGGGGCUUCCUGCUUUCAAGAUUUACCCACCUUUGAACAUUAAUCUGGCCCAUUUGAAACAGCAUAAGACUGCAGACGACUGUUGGUGCGUCUUGGGAAACAAGGUGUACUGUAUCACUGCAUAUCUGGACUUCCAUCCUGGUGGAGUGGACAUUCUGUUAAGGUCUGCAGCCGGAAAGAAUGCGACGGUCCUGUUUGAUAAAUACCAUAGAUGGGUAAACUACGAAAAGCUUCUGGAACAUUGCUACGUCGGAAUCUGCAUAUCUUAA
Molecule: messenger RNA, 603 nt
Organism: Lachancea meyersii CBS 8951
Lineage: Eukaryota; Fungi; Ascomycota; Saccharomycetes; Saccharomycetales; Saccharomycetaceae
Source: the annotation of a GenBank genome assembly